Molecule: messenger RNA, 1681 nt
Organism: Habropoda laboriosa
Lineage: Eukaryota; Metazoa; Arthropoda; Insecta; Hymenoptera; Apidae
Gene: Caper
Product: RNA-binding protein 39
Biological process (GO): mRNA processing
Cellular component (GO): nucleus
Molecular function (GO): RNA binding
Source: RefSeq, a predicted model, not a curated record
GUAUGAUUGCGUUCUUGUUCACGCACGUUCGUUAUCGAUCUUGCGUUUUCAGUAAUUGUUAAACGUUCAAAUCAUAUACGAGCAUUUGUUAGUCUAAAGCUCGCCGACUCGCGCAAUGGCGGAGGAUUUGGAUGUCGAGGCGAUGCUGGAGGCGCCAUACAAGAAAGGGGAGCAGGACUCCUCAUCCAAAGACAAAUCCUCCAAGGAGAAUGGGUCUAGCCGUAAAUCAUCUGGGAAGAGCAAACAUCGUUCCCGUUCCCGUUCUCGAUCGCGAGAUCGCCGGGAGAAAGAUCGUCGCGAUCGCGACAGAGAUCGAGAUCGAGAUCGAGAUCGCGACAGAGACAGGGACCGUGAUCGUGAUCGUGAUCGUCGACGCAGAUCAAGAUCAAGAGAUCGAAGAGAGCGCGAUAGAGACCGUGAUGGCGAGAGAGAUAGGGAUCGACGAGACAGAGAUCGAGAUCGAGACAGAAGAAGGAAACGAUCACUCACGCCGAUUACGCUUCCCAGAGCAAGACUACCGUUUGGAAAAGGUGUCAGCCCCCUUGGCAUCAGAAAUGACGAAUUAACACCAGAAGAACGGGACGCCAGAACUGUGUUCUGCAUGCAACUGAGUCAGCGUAUACGUGCUCGUGAUCUAGAAGAAUUUUUCUCGAGUGUUGGCAAAGUUCAAGAUGUCCGACUCAUCACAUGCAAUAAGACAAGAAGAUUCAAGGGUAUAGCAUAUGUAGAGUUCAAGGAUCCUGAAAGUGUCACACUGGCACUUGGAUUAUCGGGUCAGAAGCUCCUCGGUGUUCCUAUAGUAGUACAACACACGCAAGCUGAAAAGAAUCGCAUGGGCAACUCCAUGCCUAAUUUAAUGCCAAAAGGUCAGACAGGUCCUAUGAGGUUAUAUGUUGGAUCUCUUCACUUUAACAUCACAGAAGAUAUGCUUCGAGGUAUUUUCGAACCUUUCGGUAAAAUUGACAACAUUCAGCUGAUCAUGGACCCAGAGACUGGCCGAAGCAAAGGUUAUGGAUUCUUGACUUUCAGAAACGCGGAUGACGCGAAGAAAGCUUUAGAACAGCUGAAUGGUUUUGAACUUGCUGGAAGACCCAUGAAAGUUGGCAACGUUACAGAACGUACAGAUUUAAUACAAGGUCCUUCUCUGCUUGAUACAGAUGAACUGGAUCGAAGCGGUAUAGAUCUUGGUGCUACUGGAAGGUACGAAAUAUUAAUUAAUUAUUAUUCAUAUAAUCCUGCAGCCGCAAAUGCAUUGAACAUGGCUCCCGUCAUGUCAACGCCACAGCCACCUCCACAAGCUGCUCCGCCUAUAGCGACGCAAUGCUUUAUGUUGUCGAAUAUGUUCGAUCCACAAAAUGAGACCAAUCCAAAUUGGGCGAAAGAAAUACGCGACGAUGUCAUCGAGGAAUGUAACAAACACGGUGGUGUACUACACGUGUACGUGGAUCAAGCCUCCCCUCAGGGUAACGUUUACGUUAAAUGUCCGUCAAUAGCAACAGCAGUCGCGGCUGUCAAUUCGCUACACGGUAGAUGGUUCGCUGGUCGGGUGAUCACAGCCGCGUACGUACCGGUUGUAAAUUAUCAUUCGUUGUUCCCUGAUGCGAUGACCGCUUUACAAUUACUGGUCCCGAGCGCGCCACGAAGGGGAAUGUGAUCUUAAACAGUGCAAAGGCGAGUUAUA